Panicum hallii is the source of this 1959-nucleotide messenger RNA. RefSeq names its product U11/U12 small nuclear ribonucleoprotein 65 kDa protein. Bases 270 to 1664 code for a protein of 464 amino acids. Gene Ontology annotation, cellular component: U12-type spliceosomal complex. Gene Ontology annotation, biological process: mRNA splicing, via spliceosome. The transcript has 11 exons. Gene Ontology annotation, molecular function: U12 snRNA binding; pre-mRNA intronic binding. Lineage: Eukaryota; Viridiplantae; Streptophyta; Magnoliopsida; Poales; Poaceae. The record is from RefSeq and is a predicted model, not a curated record.
CAGCCAACACUUGAGACCCCUCCUCCGUCCUCCGGUCCGGCCUGAACACGACGCCUCGCCGCCUUGCCUUCCCGCCCGGCCAUCCGGCGAGCCACCGCUACCGGCGCGGCGCCACCCACCUGUCCCAACCCCACCUCUAGAAGGAGCUCCCACGCUCCUUCCGCCGGACCCGGCGCUUGAGCCUCGACUGAAGCGGCCCUGACCCACCCGCCGCCCCGGUAAAACCCUACUCCUUCCAGACCUGUUUGAGGCCGCCGCCGCCGGCUCCGAUGGCGUCCUUCCCGGCGACGCACGCGCUGCCUCCAGCCCCAACAGCACCCUACCCCGCGACUCCGCCGCCUCUCCAGCAGCACCACCAGCACCAGCAGCAGCCGGGGCCCGCUCCGGCGGGGGCGGCGACGCUGCUGGUGCGGCACCUCCCGGAGGCGAUCACGCAGGAGAUGCUCUCCCGCCUCUUCUCCCACUACGGGGCCACGUCCGUCCGCCCCUGUGCCGGUGGAAAGCUGAGGAAUUGUGCAUUUGUAGAUUUUAGGGAUGAGGCCGCGGCCAAUCAUGCACAUUCGUUAUUGAACAGGUUGAGGUUCCUUGGGAAAGUGUUAAUAGUUGAGAGAGCAAAUCAGCCAAAUGCAAAUAAUGCACAUGUGAAGCCUCAGGACCAAUUAGUGCAUGGGGUGUCCCAGGUACCAAGUGCUGGUUCCCAAAAUCAGAAGAAUCCUACAUCGACUGCUGAACCAAUUGCUCCAAAGCUUGGUGUGGACUAUCCAUUUCCUCCGCAUCUUGAGUAUGCAUAUCCACCACCAGAUGGAAACAUAUUGACAAAUAUUGUCAAUGCCCUCAUUGCCGUCCCUCGAUUCUACACACAGGUGUUGCACUUAAUGAACAAGAUGAACCUUCCAGCUCCAUUUCGGAUGGCAUUGCCUACGCCACCGCUACCAUCACAAGUGCCUGCUCCCCCUCAUCCUCCACCACCACCGCAACCUGAGGAAGCUCGUUCAGCUGAUUUGUCUAGUGAUGAGUCUGAGUUGGAAUCAUCUGAUGACGAUGUUGAUAAACGGAAAAGCAAGCGUGCAAAGCAUGAAGUUAUUGUUGGUCCUGCAGUUGAUAAAAGUGUUGCUCAUGAAGCUGUUGGGGUAAAACCUGCUGCAUUGGUUUCUACUGAGCUUCAAGUGAUCAAAAAGAAAAACCCAGUACUCCAGAUAAAAAUUGCCCCUAAGACUACGCAGAAGGAACCACCAGUACAAAGUACAGCUGACAAGGAAAUGGAUUCAACAAAUGAACAGCUUGAAGAGAAACAUUUUGUCACACCCCAGGAAAUAGAGAAAGAUAAAUUACCACCAGAGGAGAUUUUGUCCCUUCCUAUGUUCAAGAAUUACACUCCAGGAAAUCCUGCUGCUGUUUUGUACAUUAAGAACUUGGCAAAGGAUGUCACUCAUGAUGACUUCUUCUAUGUCUUUGGGUCUCUUUUCGAAAGUAUGGACAGUGCAAGAUCGGGUCUGAGUAUCAAGUUAAUGCAGGAGGGACGGAUGCGUGGUCAAGCCUUUGUGACAUUUCCUACUGUUGAACUCGCUCAACGAGCUCUGAAUCUAGCUCAUGGCUAUGUGUUCAAAGGAAAACCAGUGAUCAUACAAUUUGGUAGAAAUCCUGCUGCUAAUAAAGCUUCCUAGGGCAGUUUGUACUUUCCUCUCCUGAAUUUGACCGUUUUCAGAAGUUGGUACGAACGGGAAAGUGUCAAUCAGAGGCUGUAGGUAUCUGUUGUUGGUUGGUAUUGGUUGAUUGAUUCCUCCCGUAGUGUAAUGGAUAAUUGCUUUACUAUGCUUGCUAGAUGUUUGGUGAAGAAGAACACUGGAGAUUCAGUUCUCCGACCAUUGAAAAAUUACUCUAUUGUAUUUGUAUAUUACAAUUUGCCGGGCACUGAAAAUUUACUAUAUCGGUGAAAAAAAAGAACACUGGAAGUUUUAA